AUGCCUUUGAUCAUUGAUGCCCUUCAAGGCCAAAUCUCAACUUUAAAACGAGACACUGAACUUAAAACCUUGGGACAACUUACAAGCAAUAGUUGCUUUGGCUGUCAUGUUUUUUCUCAAGGCGUAAAGCUUGAAAUGCGUACCUUUCUUAUCACAGAUUCUUAUGAGUCAUGCAUACUUGAAAUGUACUUCCAACAAUUUGGUAUCCUAGUUUCUAUUGAUAAACAGCUAGCAUUACGGGAAUAUCUUUCUGAUCUUUUUGCCGUUUUGGAAUUAAAGUUCUACAAUUCAGAUUACAAUGAUGAUCCGGUCAAACAAAUCGCUAUAUCCAUUGACACUCUGAUUACGAGAUGCUUGUUUGAACUUCUUAAAGGAGAACCAUUACCUGUAAGCAAAGAAAGGUCUCAUGCUCUUGUGCAUGUGCUAGUUUUUGGCUGGUGUAUACCAUCAGCUCGCAAGAAAUUAUUUAAUGCAGGAUUUAUAUCUUGUUGGCCUGAAUUAUAUUAUCGAUAUAAGCAUUAUGAUAAGCCUAUUCCUAUUGAUAUAAGAACGCUUAGUAAUCACGCUGAAAAUUGUCAAGGCCCUUCAUUACAAAUAAUUGAAAUUCAUAG
Messenger RNA from Funneliformis caledonium, 611 nucleotides. NCBI's taxonomy places the organism in Eukaryota, Fungi, Glomeromycota, Glomeromycetes, Glomerales, Glomeraceae. The record is from the annotation of a GenBank genome assembly.